Molecule: messenger RNA, 2909 nt
Organism: Talpa occidentalis (Iberian mole)
Lineage: Eukaryota; Metazoa; Chordata; Mammalia; Eulipotyphla; Talpidae
Gene: CHRM1
Product: cholinergic receptor muscarinic 1
Exons: 3
Coding region: 488-1870 (460 amino acids)
Biological process (GO): saliva secretion; G protein-coupled receptor signaling pathway, coupled to cyclic nucleotide second messenger; regulation of locomotion
Cellular component (GO): dendrite; plasma membrane; synapse
Molecular function (GO): G protein-coupled serotonin receptor activity; G protein-coupled acetylcholine receptor activity
Source: RefSeq, a predicted model, not a curated record
GCUUGACUUGGGUGCCCUGGUAGAAGAGGGGGGCAUAUGCCAGGACCUAGUCCAACCCCAGACGCUGCCUGAGCUUCCCUCCAGUUCCCCCCUCCCUUCCUUUCUUUCCUUUCCUCCCUCCCUCUCUCUCCCUUCCUCCCUCCCCCCCCCAGGCUGGCGUGCCAGGGGGUGGGACAUGCCAAUCACCGGCUGUGCCUCUCCGGCUGCCAGCACAGGGCGCAGCUCCCCCCGGGAGCCAGGUGUUUGGGUCCCUGGAGACACCGCCGGCCCCCGGGGCGGCAGUGGGACGGAGGACCCUGCAGACCUCUCCCCAGCCCCAUGGAAACCCUGAAUCCCACCACCCCCAUCCACCUUCAGCCCCCUCAAGAUGGACUGAACCAGGCUGCUGGCCAGGCGGACGAGCUGGAUGCCAAGGUGAUGACCUCCCACUGAGGAAGCCCGGAAGCGUGACUAGAGGAAGGGGCUGCCCCCAGGCCCCCCAGCCACCAUGAAUACCUCGGCCCCACCCGCCGUCAGCCCCAACAUCACCGUCCUGGCCCCGGGAAGGGGUCCCUGGCAGCUAGCUUUCAUCGGGAUCACUACGGGCCUCCUGUCGCUGGCCACUGUGACGGGCAACCUGCUGGUGCUCAUCUCCUUCAAGGUCAACACAGAGCUCAAGACGGUCAACAACUACUUCCUGCUGAGCCUGGCCUGUGCAGACCUCAUCAUCGGCACCUUCUCCAUGAACCUCUACACUACGUACCUGCUCAUGGGCCACUGGGCCCUGGGCACGCUGGCCUGCGACCUCUGGCUGGCCCUGGACUACGUGGCCAGCAACGCCUCCGUCAUGAACCUGCUGCUCAUCAGCUUCGACCGCUACUUCUCCGUGACCCGGCCCUUGAGCUACCGAGCCAAGCGCACACCCCGCCGGGCGGCCCUGAUGAUCGGCCUUGCCUGGCUGGUUUCCUUCGUCCUCUGGGCCCCAGCCAUCCUUUUCUGGCAGUACCUGGUGGGGGAGCGGACGGUGGGGGCUGGGCAGUGCUACAUCCAGUUCCUCUCCCAGCCCAUCAUCACCUUCGGCACAGCCAUGGCCGCCUUCUACCUCCCUGUCACGGUCAUGUGCACGCUCUACUGGCGCAUCUACCGGGAGACAGAGAACCGAGCCCGGGAGCUGGCGGCCCUGCAGGGCUCCGAGACUCCUGGGAAGGGGGGUGGCAGCAGCAGCAGCUCAGAACGGUCUCAGCCGGGGGCCGAGGGCUCCCCAGACACCCCUCCAGGGCGCUGCUGCCGCUGCUGCCGGGCCCCCAGGCUGCUGCAGGCUUACAGCUGGAAGGAGGAAGAAGAGGAGGACGAAGGUUCCAUGGAGUCCCUCACCUCCUCCGAGGGCGAGGAGCCAGGCUCCGAGGUGGUGAUCAAGAUGCCCAUGGUGGACCCGGAGGCACAGGCUCCCACCAAGCAGCCCCCCCGGAGCUCCCCGAAUACAGUCAAGAGGCCGACCCGGAAAGGGCGUGAGCGAGCCGGCAAGAGCCAGAAGCCCCGCAGGAAGGAGCAGCUGGCCAAGCGGAAGACCUUCUCACUGGUCAAGGAGAAGAAGGCGGCUCGGACCCUGAGCGCCAUCCUGCUGGCCUUCAUCCUCACCUGGACGCCGUACAACAUCAUGGUGCUGGUGUCCACCUUCUGCAAGGACUGUGUCCCCGAGACCCUGUGGGAGCUGGGCUACUGGCUGUGCUACGUCAACAGCACCAUCAACCCCAUGUGCUACGCGCUCUGCAACAAGGCCUUCCGGGACACCUUCCGCCUGCUGCUGCUCUGCCGCUGGGACAAGCGACGCUGGCGCAAGAUUCCCAAGCGCCCCGGCUCUGUGCACCGCACCCCUUCCCGCCAGUGCUGAUGGCCCCUCGCCUGCAUCUCUCCACCCCAGGUCCCGGGUGAGCCCGGUAGGAGCAGGCAGGGGCUGUGGCCUCAGCCCCAGGGCUCUGCUCCGGCCUCGCCAGGCCUCCCAGGCCCCUAGGUCACCUUCCUGGACAGCCAGAGAGACCCUGCCAGCUUUCCAAACUUCGCUCUUCCCAGGCAGGGGGCAGAAGCUGGGAAACUGGUUUUUCUGUUCACUGCUGGAUAGGAACGGGCUCUUCACCAGGAAGAAGGCCAGGAGGAGGAUCUGGGCUUUGGAUUCCUUGUUUGCCUUCAGGCAGGAAGUCCCUCUAGAGCCAGCAGGGCAGGCCAAGAGAAGGAAGGUUUACCAUUCAGUCACCCUUGGCCCGGUGGCUGGCCUGGGUGGCAGUGGGAGAUGGCACCCUCUGGGGCCACACGGGGUGGGGUGGGGUGGCAAGGAAAGCGUGACUCCUAGGGAGCACCCUCUGAGCAGGGAGCUUCUCCCUCCACAGGCACAGUCCACUCUGCUGGACCCCGGCACACUCUCCUGGAUGGUGAGCCUCCCUGCAUAUGUCUCCACAGGCCCUAUGUGGGUCGCUCCCAAGGCAAAUGGCCAAGCAUCAGCAGGACAAUGACACCAGCGGGAUCAGCGUGGCUCGUCACACCUCGAGCCCCAGAGUGUGGACCAGGCACCAGGUGUCCUGACUGUCCCACUAGGCCAUUUCCCUGCAAGUGAGGGCCAGGGUGCCUGCUGCCCAGCCCCACUCCUGUACCCUGGCCCAGAAAAACCCUCACCAUCCCUCCCUCGCUCACAGCUGACACCUGGGUAGCUCCGCUCUGUGCAGAGCUAACCAGGCACCCUGCAUGCUGCCUGCUCUGGCCCUGCCCCGUGUAGACCUGGCCCAGUCAGCAGGUUCCCUUCUGUGAGCGCCCGAGCCCGACCCGUGCAUGGUCUCUCAGCCGCCCUUAUCCCCAGGCCCAGCCUGAUCCCAAAUGUUCUUUCCUUUCAUCCUCAGCAAAUGCUGAGUCUGUGAAUAAAGCCACAUAACCAGCAGGCA